Molecule: messenger RNA, 3405 nt
Organism: Penicillium alfredii
Lineage: Eukaryota; Fungi; Ascomycota; Eurotiomycetes; Eurotiales; Aspergillaceae
Product: DEAD/DEAH box helicase
Exons: 2
Coding region: 1-3405 (1134 amino acids)
Cellular component (GO): nucleus
Molecular function (GO): ATP-dependent chromatin remodeler activity; chromatin binding; DNA binding
Source: RefSeq, a predicted model, not a curated record
AUGGAUGACUCGGUGCCCAAUACUCCUCGGGACAAGAAGGGUGUGCCGAGUACACCCCCCGACGAUGGCGACUAUGAGACAAUUGCCACCGUCCCAGUCGCGGCGCAUUCAUUGACCCCGUCUCAGCGAUUGACGCAACCCACUCAACUGAUUAUUGAAUCGCCCUAUUCCCGACCCCGCAAUAGCCACAAUAUGCAUAAUGCUAUAUCACCACCUCGCCGCCCACCGCAAGGCGGCCUCCUCUCAUCCUUGAUGGCCCCUUCCGGAACCCACUUUCGUCCUCCUGCAACUACUUCGGGACCUGCGAAGCGAACACCGGUGUUCGAUCUCGACGACGGCCCUACCUACCGAGGUGGUUCUUCUGACGACGACGAACGCCACACCAUUCGAAGUACGGACAUCAAGCCUGCUAUGUUUGAAAAGACGAAUCGAAGCCCCCAGAAGGAAAAAGUUGUAGAGUCCCCUGUGCACCCUAACGGCGGUACCCUCGACCGGUUCAAGGAGAUUACCGCCGCUGCUGUCUAUGAUCCCAAGUCUGUCACCAUGAAGCGUUCUGCGGAUCAAAUGAGCUCGGCCUCGCCGACCAAGGGGGUCGCCACGAAGAAGGCACGACAGGAUGCGCCGUCCCGCGCUCAGCUCGCGAGAUUCCAGUACUCGUCUCUCCAGGAGAUUCCCGACUACCGGAUUCGGGUCAAGGUCGAGCGCAUUCUCAAAGUGAUGCCGACAAAGUCAAUUGAUGCGUGUGUGGAUGCGCUCAUGCUCGCUAAUGGGAACUACGACGACGCACUCGACAAACUCGCCAAUCACGACGAUGUCAACAAGGAAAAUGGUUUCAAUACUGUUGUGAUUGAGUCCUCCGAGGAUGAAUUGAGUGCCUCGCCUGCUGUCGGCUCGGGCCCGGUGCCUGUAGCUAAGCAGAAGAUCAAGGCCCGAGGAACCAUCCAGGACAAAUGGGCGGCGAUGAAUCUUCCCGCUGCUGCGACAAAGGACCAAGGGUCUUCAGACGAAGGAAAACCCCGGCGCCGGCUCAUGCGCGGCCCCAAGUCUCGUGCCCCUCCGUCCGAUGCUCAAUCUCCCGCCGAUGCGAUUUCGAUUCACUCCGAUGAGUCUCCGCCCAAGAAGCAGCUCGGUCGGCUUCAGAAGGGCCGCAAGAGAGUGUCGUCCCCGCGCUCGGAAUCUCCUAAAGCGGCCAUGAGCGAUUCGGAUGAUUCAGAUGUCCAAGUGGAGGAUUCUGGCGCUAGCGACUUGGAUCGCAAGGUUCUCAAGUUUUUCAACACUUGCCAUGCUUGCGAUCUCGCUGAUAUUGCUGCGAUCCCCGAGGAAACCGCCAACGUGAUCAUGUCGCAACGACCCUAUUCAGCACUGGAUGAUGUGCGCACCGUCAGUGCACCGGUCAAGGACGAUGCCAAGCCCAAGGGCAAGGGCAAGGGACGCAAGCCUCCCAAGCCUAUCGGAGAUAAAAUUGUUGACAAGUGCAUCGACAUGUGGACUGGAUAUCUAGCCAUUGACGCUUUGGUGGCGGAAUGCGAGGCGCUUGGCCGGCCUGUCGGCAUGGAAAUGAAGAAAUGGGGCAUCGACAUCUUCGGGAAGCGUGAUGGCGAGCUGGAACUCACAUCGAUCGAUCCCACUAAGUCGCACGAUUCUGGGAUCGCCACGCCUUCUUCGAACCGACUCUCUGUGGACUCCGAUGACAGUGAUCAGCUGGUCCCGGCGGCGCGCAAAUCUCGUCUCAUCUCACAGCCAUCCAUCAUGGCAGAUGAUCUGGAGAUGAAAGACUAUCAAAUCGUAGGAAUUAACUGGUUGGCUCUCCUGUUCGAGAAGGAACUGAGUUGCAUCCUGGCGGACGACAUGGGUCUCGGCAAGACUUGCCAAGUCAUCGCCUUCCUUGCACAUCUGUUUGAAAUCGGAGUGAAGGGUCCUCAUCUGGUGGUGGUGCCUUCAUCAACCAUCGAGAACUGGCUUCGCGAAUUCCAGAAAUUCUGCCCGAAGCUUUCAGUCAUGCCAUACUACGCUGGCCUGAACGAGCGCGCCGAAAUCCGCGAGCAGAUUGAAGAUAACCGCGACAGCAUCAACGUCGUGAUUACCACUUACACGAUUGCCAAGGCCAAGACCGACGCGAAGUUUCUGAGAGACAUGAACUUUUGCGUGUGUGUCUACGACGAGGGCCACAUGCUCAAGAACCAUCAGUCACAGCUGUACGAAAAGCUCAUCCGCAUCAAGGCACGUUUCCGACUUCUCCUUACCGGCACGCCACUACAGAACAACCUGCAAGAGCUGGCUUCUCUUCUUGGGUUUAUUUUGCCCGGCGUGUUCCAUGAACACAAGGAAGAGUUGAAUGCCGUGUUCGCGAACAAAGCAAAGACGACAGAUGAGUCGCAUGCGACUCUGCUAUCGGCGCAGCGUAUCGAGCGUGCCAAAUCCAUGCUAAAGCCAUUUGUUCUGCGACGUAAGAAGCACCAGGUGAUCGACCUUCCGGCCAAGCACUGCCACGUUCAAUACUGCGAGAUGAAGCCAUCGCAACGAGGUAUCUACGAGCACGAAAAGGAACAAGUGCGGCAGCUUCUGGAGGACCGCGCGGCCGGCAAGAAGACCGGAUCGAAGUCAGCCAACAUUCUUAUGAAGCUCCGACAAGCAGCGAUCCACCCACUCCUCGCGCGUCGACACUACGACGACGCUACCUUGCGCAAGAUGGCCAAGGCUUGUCUGAAAGAAGACAAGUGGUCCCUGUCGGACCCUAACAUCAUCUACGAGGAGCUGCUGCCGUACAAUGACUUCGAGUGCCACCACAUGUGCCUCGACAACCCGGGAUCGCUCGGCAAGUUCAAGCUGAAGAACGAGGAGUGGAUGGACUCGGGCAAAGUGGACCAACUGCGGGCCUUGCUCACGCGGUUUAUCGCAAACGGCGACCGCACGCUGAUCUUCUCGCAGUUCACGAUGGUGAUGGACAUCCUCGAGAACGUGCUGGAGACGCUGCAGAUCGAUUUCGUGCGUCUGGACGGCCGCACCAGCGUCGAAGACCGCCAGUCCAUCCUCGACGCCUUCUACGAGCGAGAGGACAUCCCCGUCUUCCUGCUCUCGACCAAAGCCGGCGGCGCUGGCAUCAAUCUCGCCUGCGCCAACAAGGUCGUCAUUUUCGACUCCUCCUUCAACCCCCAGGAGGAUGUCCAGGCCGAGAACCGGGCCCACCGCGUCGGUCAAACCCGCGACGUCGAGAUCUUCCGCUUCGUCACCCGUGACACCAUCGAGGAGCAGAUUUAUGCCCUCGGACAGACGAAGCUGGCUCUGGAUCAGGCGGUCGCGGGUGACGACGCGGGCGGUGCCAAGAACGAGGAGGCCGGCAUGAAGGUCGUCGAGGAGAUGGUGCGUGCCGACCUGGAGAAGGAUUCGGGCGCUGGCAAGGCUUGA